UCGGCGCCGAUCCACAGUUAGCAAGGACUGGCCUGUGAUUGUGCUGGGCGGAAAUGUCUAUCGUCAGGAAUCUCUGUGUUGCUGCUUGUGUGUGGCCCACCUUGUAGCGCGGCCUCAGUUCUCAAAGUCAACUGGAUUUUAGAAAAAACAAAGUUACUUGAAUUUAAGAUUGCCCUGGAACAUUCAGUAAGACAGAUGGGUUGCGAACAAUAGAAAUAUAAGCAAAAUGUUGUCAAUGUGUCAAGCAGCGUAUGUGGAGAGAGAAACAGACUUAAUGUCUCAGGUUAAAGACCCUUCAUCAGAAUGCAGAGAACUUUGAUUUUUAUCAUCAAGAACCUUAAAUUGGCCCUUAUAGAGCUUCACGUGAUGUGGCGAAGGGAGAACGUAUUGGACAAAGUAAGAGAAAUCUUGCAGAGGAAAGGCUACACAGAUAUUGAAUGCAUUGGCCAAGGUGGAUUCGGUAUUGUAUACAAGGCGUUCCGCAGCCUUGAGGAGAAAGUCUACGCGCUGAAAUGCAUCCACCUUCCGCACAGUAGGAAGUGUGCUGAAAGUUCCUUUCUGACCGAGGUGAAGGUUCUCUCGAAGCUAAACCACAGGAACGUUGUGCACUAUCACGAUGCUUGGAUUGAGGAACUGGAUUGCCCGGAGACUGCUGAACAGAGUGAACACUCCGAGUCCGAUCUUUGCGACAGCUCCUGGGAUUCCAUCCUUGCAAUGGCACCUCCAGCAUGUGAAGCGUCUGUGGAAUGGACAGAUAGCAAUCCAGAUGGAUGCCAAGAGAAUCAGCCGGCCUUGUCUUCAGUUGCACAAUGUGAAACUCCAGCAGGUGUUGUGAGGAGGUCAGAGACGGGAAGUUCAGUGCCUGAGUACUGUUGUGGAGUUCAGAACUCCGUGAAGAAAUCUCAUGGCAAAGAAAAUGUGAAGAAUUUCCAGUUUCUCUUCAUUAAGAUGGAUUUUUGCGAGAUGACACUUGAAAAAUGGAUUGAAAGUCACUGCCACACAUGCAUCAACUACAAAAGUUGUUCGAAAAUAAUCAAGGAGAUGCUUCAAGGUUUAAGAUACAUCCACAGUCAGGGCAUCAUACAUCGAGACCUGAAGCCUGGAAACAUAUUUAUUGACAAAGAUGGAAGUGUGAAAAUUGGAGAUUUUGGUUUGUCCAGAUUCUGUACAUCACAGGGAUGUACAGAUCACAGGAAUGAAACGGAUGCACAGAUGGAGCUGGAGACAGGCUCUGAGAAGCUUACAGCAAAUAUCGGAACAUAUGGCUACCUGGCUCCAGAAGUUAGAACGAGGCAGCACAAGGCAAUGUACAACUCGAAGGCCGAUAUGUACAGCUUUGGGAUGGUAAUUCUGGACAUGCUGUUUCAAUGCACAGCUCAAGAACGUCAGAAGUGGCGGGAUAGGAUUCAGCAAUGCACCUCACGGUGCUACAUACACAAGCUUUUUGUUGACAAAACAAAGAAUUUCCUAUUGCGGCCAGAAUUCUUGAGCUUGCUGCAGACAUGUGGAGAGUUGUUGCAAGAUGACCCUCUAAAGCGGCCCAGUGCUGAAGAGAUCCUUCACAGUAAGGACAUGGGACUGCUGCCUGAGGAAAGAACCAGACUAGAAGAGAUACUGAAUCAAACUCUUUCAUCCCCAGAUAAAGACACACACAAAGAAACAAUCAGGUUGAUUUUUGAGCGGCUUGUUGGGAAAGUCUCCAAGGAUCAACAGUUGGCUUACUAUUGUGCACUCAGUGAGAUUAUGGACCUGGUCUUCACCAUCUCAUCAUCCAGGCCAUGGCGAUCUGUUGAAAGAGAGCUGAAACGAAUAUUUCAGAAGCAUGGUGCUGUUCCUGUGGAUAUUCCUGAAAUUAUUCCAUUCAGUGUGGGGACAUCCUGCCGCUGUGACAUCACAACAAUGCUGUCUAGUGAUGGGUACAUUUAUGAAAUGACUCUGGAUCACAAGGUGCCCCUUGUACGUUUUGUUCAUAAAAACAACAUAAGCGAAAUGAAAAGGUACUGUGUGAAGAAAAGGUUUCUUCCGAAUGGACUUCCUUAUCAAAUGCACUGUGCAUUUGAUAUCAUCGAUCAUGAGCAGGACUCCAUCUUCGCUGUUGCAGAGUUAAUUCAAAUUGUGUCUGAGGUUGUGAGCAAGUAUCCUUUAGCUGGGAAACAGUAUGGACAUCUGAUUAUUAGUCACACAUUUUUUGAAGAAACCCUCUUCAACAAUCAGAGUCCAGAAUGUGGUUCACAAGAGCACUGUCCAAAGGCUUGUGUUGGGAUGUCAUUCGAUGCUGCCACCCAACAACUGGAAAACUUCUUGCAGUUCCAUCCUCAGCUUGGUGAUGCUAUUACUCAGUGUUGGGAAUCACUGACACUUCUACAGAAGCUAUUUGUUGAUUCUGCUUUCACUGUAAAGGUUGGAAGCUUGCGUGCUACAGAUAAAUUAAACCUGAAGCACUAUGAAGGUGUCCUGUUUGCCUUGUGCAAUGCAGCUGGAUCGGAUGUCCUUGUGUUCGGGGGCCAGUAUACAAAACUACUCCGAAGUUUUGAUGACUCCUAUGGGGUGUUGCCCAACUUGUCUGCCGCUGGCCUGAACAUCGAUCUCCAGAAACUCGUAGAAGCAGCAACAAACACAAAGAGACCUGGAAGGAUGGACAAAAUCUGUAUUCAUUGCAGUCCUGACGCAUGCCCAGAAAUCUGCUUUAACUUGGCGAGGAAAUGUUGGGAAGCAGGCAUACGUGUUAGAUUGAUGACCCGACUUAAUGAGAAAAAUAUCACAGCUGAGAGUCUCGAAAGGGGCAAGAUAUUUGUCCUACAGCUUCAAGGUAAAACAAACUUAAAGGUGUUGCUAUAUGAAGGAGGGAAAGUUUCAACUCUAAACAGCAUAAAGGAGCUUUUGCAACAUGCCAAAAGGACCACUAAACUGACGCUCCCAAGGUGCUCAGCAAAGAAACGCCGUUACUUCAAGAAGCAAUCCAGAAGACUAGGGCCACAUUAUCCUGUGGGAUAGGGGAGAAAUGUCAUCAAACUAUUGAGUACAAUGGAACUCUAAAAGUUAUCAGAAUAUGCCAGUUAUUAAUAUAUCCAACUUUUAGUGGUAACUUGAAAUCUUAUUUUCUUUGGAACAAUGAAUUAUGUAGACAAUAAACAAAUUAAAACUGCAACAAAAUCUUUAAAACAUAGGUUCCCGUAAGUUCCUUUAUAGUGUUGUCUAGAACUCAAGUCCAAUUUAUUGUCAUAUGCACAAGUACAGUGAAGUACACAUACAAUGAAAAACCUGCUUCCAGCAGCAUGUAGCGGUUAGUGUAAUGCUUUACAGCGCCAGCGACCCGGGUUCAAAUCCGGCCACUGUCUGUAAGGAGUUUGUACGUUCUCCCCGUGUCUGCGUGGGUUUCCUCCAGGUGCCCCGGUUUCCUCCCACAUUCCAAAGACGUACGGGUUAGGAAGUUGUAGGCAUACUAUGUUGGCGCCGGAAGCGUGGCGACACUUGCGGGCUGCCCCCAGAACACUACACAAAAAGAUGUAUUUGACUGUGUGUUUCGAUGUACAUGUGACUAAUAAAGAUAUCUAUCUAUCUAUCAUAGGCACAUAGAUUCAGACAACAACACAUAGGAGAUAAGUUACACAUAAAUUAUACAAGACGCUGAAGAAAAAAAGAACUGUUCAAAACAAGAUAUUAGUGCAAAAAAAACAAUCAGAACUCACUUUAUUAUUUU
Pristis pectinata (smalltooth sawfish) is the source of this 3700-nucleotide messenger RNA. Its product is annotated as eIF-2-alpha kinase GCN2-like. Gene Ontology annotation, biological process: protein phosphorylation. Gene Ontology annotation, cellular component: cytosol. Bases 304 to 2994 code for a protein of 896 amino acids. The transcript has 24 exons. Lineage: Eukaryota; Metazoa; Chordata; Chondrichthyes; Rhinopristiformes; Pristidae. Gene Ontology annotation, molecular function: eukaryotic translation initiation factor 2alpha kinase activity; ATP binding. The record is from RefSeq and is a predicted model, not a curated record.